Impatiens glandulifera is the source of this 2233-nucleotide messenger RNA. RefSeq names its product protein ALTERED PHOSPHATE STARVATION RESPONSE 1-like. The transcript is spliced from 3 exons. The record is from RefSeq and is a predicted model, not a curated record. Bases 170 to 2062 code for a protein of 630 amino acids. Lineage: Eukaryota; Viridiplantae; Streptophyta; Magnoliopsida; Ericales; Balsaminaceae.
UAAUAUAGAGAGAGAAACAGAGAGAUUUGUCAUUCUGAGAAACCAAGAAGUGUUAUUUUAUUUUAUUUGUCUCUCUGUCUGUCCUCCAUUGAUGAUUGAAGCUUGAGAAAUCAAGGAAAGUGAAAAAAACCCAUUUUGGUUUGAUCUGAUCUGUGAUUGAUUUUGUGAAAUGGGGAGCUGUAAUUCAAGAAUAAGGAGAGAGGAAAUGGUGUCGAGAUGCAAAGCAAGAAAAAGGUAUAUGAAACAGCUAGUGGAAGCAAGACAAGCUUUUUCUGCUUCUCAUUCAAUCUACAUUCGUUCUCUCCGAAAUACAGGUUCUGCCUUGCUUCAAUUUGCCACCACCGAAAUCAACCAUAUUGAAACAAACCACCACCACCAUCUUCCGCCUCUUCCCCCACCCACUCCCCCGCCAAAUCUUCAUCCUCCUCCGCCGCCGCCGCCGCCGCCGCAGCCGAUGAGUCCAACUCCAACUACAACAACAUGGACAACUUCCACCACCGCUUCCACCGCUCUCCCACCGCCUCCACCUCCGCCAGCAGUUUCUGGAUGGGAUUUCUGGGACCCAUUUAUACCUUCAUCAUCUAGGUCGGGUACUGAAGAAGAAUGGGAGGGAGCGUCGACAACGAUAACUGGGUCAGAGGUUGCCGUUAACCACGCCGUCGCUGCGCCUCCUUCGGUUGUAACCACUACGACGACGAGCGAGCUGGCCAUGGUUGUGUCGUGUAAAUCGAAGGACCUGUUUGAAAUAAUCAAAGAGUUGGAUGAGUAUUUCAUCAAUGCUGCCAAUGCUGGGGGAUCUCUUUCGUCUCUGUUGGAAAUACCCUCUUGUUCAUUCCAGGAUCCAUCUUCAUCAGGUAAGAUUUAUGGGUAUGGAAAAGGUUUGAGUCCAAUGUUAUGGUCAUGGGGAUCUUGUAGAAAAACAGAUUCUUUUAAAGUGGGCGAGUUUUUGACAGAAAGAAAUCAAGGUGAUACCUUGGUUGGUAGUCACUCAUCCACGGUGGAGAAGCUGUAUGCUUGGGAGAAGAAAUUGUACUCAGAAGUCAAGAAUGCUGAGACAUUGAAAUUGGAGCAUGAGAAGAGAAGUUCACAGCUUAGGAAACUGGAGAUAAAGAGAGCUGAUUACAUGAAAACAGAGAAAAUGAAGAAGGAGGUUGAGAAAUUGGAGUCAAGAAUGAUGGUUUCUUCCCAGACCAUUCAAACUACAUCUUCUGAAAUCAUCAAACUGAGGGAAUCUGAUCUCUACCCACAGCUCGUGGAGCUUGUUAAAAGAUUGACGGGGAUGUGGAGAAGUAUGUACGAGUGUCAUCAAGUUCAGACACACAUAGUUAAACAGCUAAAGUAUCUGAAUGUGACUCCAUCAACAGACCCAACCACUGAAAUCCACAGACAAUCGACUCUCCAGCUUGAACUCCAACUCCAACAAUGGCAUCUUGGAUUCUGCAACUUGGUGAAGGCCCAACGUGACUACAUUCAAGCUCUAGCCGGUUGGCUUAGGCUCAGCCUGUUCCAAUUUGGGGAAAACCCUUUGUCAAAAACAUGUCAAGACUCAGCAAUCUACUUACUUUGCGAGGAAUGGCUUCUCGCAAUCAACAGGGUCCCGGAUAAAGUGGCUUCAGAAGGGAUCAAGAGCUUGUUAACUGUAAUCCAUGUUAUUGUUGUUCAACAGGGAGAAGAGCAGAAGCAAAAGAAGAGAUCUGAAUUGGCGUUUAAACAUUUGGAGAAGAAAGUGUCACAGCUUAGGGCAUUGGAGGGAAAGUAUGGACCUUCGUUUUCAAUGCAGCCGGAAUCGUCGAGUGGUAGAAUUAGGACAGACCCGAUAUCGAUAAAACGGGCAAAGGCAGGAUCUUUGAGGGGGAAAGCAGAAGAGGAGAAAAUUAGACAUGAGAAGUCAGUUGGGAUGACUAGGGCAAUGACCUUGAAUAACCUACAGAUGGGUUUGCCUCAGGUGUUUGAGGCAAUCACAGGUUUCUCCAAUGUAUGCAUCCAUGCUUAUGAAUCAGUAUGUAAUAGGGCAACAUCCAUUUCUCAAGAUGCCCAUGAAGUAAAGAGGUUACUCACUUGAAAGAAACACAGAUGAAGAUUGUUCAUCAUUAUUUUCACUAAUCAACUAAGUUUAGGAUCAUGUAAGUAGUAGUAGUUUGUUUGACUGUCCUAAUUUAAGUGGGAAGCUUCAAAUUUUCUUUAAUUAUUGUAUGAAGCAAACUUCAUUUCAUCCAAAGCAGAGUGAUUUCUU